Molecule: messenger RNA, 3174 nt
Organism: Chara braunii
Lineage: Eukaryota; Viridiplantae; Streptophyta; Charophyceae; Charales; Characeae
Source: the annotation of a GenBank genome assembly
GCCGCGCCUGCAGCUGCAGCCCCCAUAGCUAACAGCCCAGGACGUGUAGGAGCCGUGAUGGAUGAUCAUUGAUCAGGGAGGAAGUAAUGGAAUGAUGAUUUCCAGUGAGGAAGCGGUCGAGCUUAUCCCGCUGGAGCAGUACGUAUCACUAGGAUAUCCGGGGUUGGGAAUGAUUGGGACGAUCCGACCAGAACCCGAGUCCAGAGAUGUCGGCGAAUGGCGGCCUUCGUCGAGCGAAAUGGAGACGGCAGGUCCUACCUUUGUUACAGGAGAAAUCGAUGUCCUUGAUGUUACCCGAGCACUGGAUCAUCGAAUCCCUCUCCCAAUCGGCCACCUACUCUCCAUUUCAGAACAGGCGAAUGAACGAAUGAUGCAGCACUGCAAAGCGAACCGGAAGCGAUUCGCUCUUGCACGCGCAAAAGAUCAGAAGGCGAAGGCGCCGGCUUUGGAGGAAAAGGCGGACGUCGCCUCUGAUCCCAUCCGAGUCGGAUUGAUACAGAAAGACGACCACUUUCUUCGGAUCAAGCCGAUUCCGUUGAAGUCAGCCGAAUGUGAUAUCAAAGUCUGGGGGGUGCCGUACAGUGCGAUCAUAGAUUCGGGAGCGGCUGUCCUAGCAAUAUCACUCCGAGUAGUCGACAGAGCGGGUAGGAAGAGUGAUUUGAUCAUGCUAACUGAGAAAGACCAGCUCGUAUCGGCUGACGAGGAGAAAAUCAAGACAGUAGGACGGAUGACAAAUGUCGCGUUCCAGCGCAAGAUACUCGUUUACGAGUAUCGGUGGCCACUGUGUUUUCUUGGAAAUCGGAUCCACUGCAAGCCGUACCGAUACUCGUUAACAGAGCGCAAGACGGCCUUGCAGCGAAUCAGGGAAUUUGAGACGAACGGAUGGAUUGAGCCUGCCACCGGUCCCUGGUCGUUCCCCGUUGUAUUGGUUCCUAAAAAGAAUGGGUCAGUCCGCAUAUGCAUCGAUUAUCGAAAGCUCAAUGAUAUCGCGAUUAAAGAUGUGUAUCCCCUUCCCCGGAUUGAUGAUCUGCUUGAUGCGAUUGGGUGCGCUAACUACUUCAGCAAGUUCGACAUUCGGCAUGGGUUUCAUCAUAUCUUGGUGAAGGAAGAAGAUUGGCCCAAGACCGCCUUCGUUUUGUUUGAAGGCACAUGGCAGUGGGUUCGGUGCCCGAUGGGAAUCUGCAAUGUGCCUGCCACGUUUCAGCGAGCGAUGAACGUGACUUUUCAUAAUUUCGUCAACAAGACACGACUGACUCAGGGGAUGAUCAACUUCUGCGUCAUUGUGUAUAUGGAUGACAUUCUGGUGUACUCAGACACGUUUCACAGACACGCGCAGCACAUCGAAUGGACGCUAGGUGCGUUGAGAGACGCAGGUUUCAAGAUUGCGCUGGAAAAGGGCGAGUUUUUCCUUCCGAAAAUAUCAUUCUCGGGAUAUGUUGUGACACGUGGAGGCCUGCGGCCGGACUCUCGAAAAGUCACGGCGGUGAAGGAGGCCCCAGUUCCGACCUCACUGACGCAGGUUCGAGCCUUCUUGGGCGUGGCCUCGUAUUACCGGCGGUUCAUCAAGGGGUUCGCGGCGAUAGCAAGGCCUCUGACAAACCUGCUGCAAAAAGAACAGCCCCUUCAUUGGGACGACGAGUGCGACCGGGCCUUCGGGGCCCUGAAGGAUGCUCUCGUCACGGCCCCGAUUCUGAUUCGGCCGGACCCCUCUCGGCAGUUUAUUCUCAUCACCGACUGGCAGCCGGAGGCUAUUUCGGCAAUUGUGGCACAGAAGGGAAACGAUGGGAAGGAGCAUGUCAUUGAGUACGCUUCCCGGACGUUGCAAGAAUAUGAAUUUGACAUUGUUCAUCGAAAGACGGAGAGACACGACAACGCCGACGGACUGACACGUUUGCAUCGACCCGAAUCUUCAGAACGAGUGGACCCAGCUCCUGGUGCACCAAGGAGACGUGAUCACACCAAUCCGAGCGAUCGGAUACGACGGCCUUCGGCUGGAUCGACGAGACCCGCCGACGCGAUUACCCACCCUCAUCCCCUUCCAUCCCCAAUGAGCUCCUUCCCGCUCUCUACUUUUGAGCUUCCUUCUUCCUUCCCCACCUUCUGGCAAUCUGAUCUUCAUCCCCGCCUCUCCUUCUGCAUAAAUCCUCUGGCUGUCCCCCUUCUCGAUCCACCUCAGUGGGACGCGUGGCGUAGAGACUUCGUCGAGCUUUCACUGUGCUUGACGGAGGUACGGGUGACGUGGACGAGGGAGGAGAGAAAUUAUCCACGGUCUGAGCGAUUGGAGCUCCUUUUGAUCCAGGCGUGGCGGACAGAAGUAGAGGGUGACCUUCUCGGUUUCCUAUUCGGGUCAGUGCGUCUAGGCUGUCGAAGGCUUCUCACCCAGGAGCUUACGGUCUCGAUUGCGCAGUUGGCAGACGAUCUCGACGUCAGCAUCGUCUCCCAGGACGAUCCGCGCUUGGUGCCCCACGUCACCUCACGCACGUUGUUGCCGUAUCUUCAGUGGUCAGCUUGCGUGGAAGGCUUCCCAUCGAGAAUUCCACCUUCGCGGUUGGAUUAUUUGGAUCCACGCGACAUCUUGGAUCCCGCUUUCUACAGACCGCCGUACGAAGACGAAUUGGAGGAGAUAAUCCGUGAGGAGCUCGCGGAGGAAAGUUCGGAGGAGGAGGAGGAGAAUCUGAACGAAGACGAAGGGGAGCCAGCACAGCAACGAGAAGACGAAGAAGACGAGCUCCCGCAAGUGGAGAACGAAGAGGAAGCAGAAGAAGAAGACAGCGAGCAAGGGAGCGGUGACGACAACGACGAGGAGCACGCCGCCGAGGAGCCCCAGCUGGAAAUUGUGCCGGUUGCUGAUCUUCCGAUCAGCAACGAUCCAACGCUCGACCCGGAGCUACCUCAGCCAGACGAUGGCGAUGUGGCCCAGAUGGCUGGGCCGUCCGCUUGCCGGCCUCCUUCCCCACUGCGACGCCGACGACGAAGCCGCUCCCCCUCUGUCUCCUCCUCCCUCGCGACCCGUCCCGCACUUCGAGCACGUCGAGAUGAGACCGAUCGGUCUUCGUCCUCGGACUCUCUCUCGACGCCCCCUUGACUUCCUCACCCUGCGCCAACUCACCCGUUCCACCGUCUUCCCCCACAAUCCCUUCCCCCGCGACACUUUCCGUCAUUACUUCUCAAUCC